CGCAGGCCGGCCUUCUCGAUCAUAAUGUGGUGUCGGAACAGCAUGCCCUGCGAGCGCUCGAUGCAGUGAUAUUCCGUAAAUACGAGGUGGGGGACGACUUAUCGCUCGUAGCCACCAACCCUGUGGACUGCAAGAACUUUAUAUGCUGGGUCGCGGUGCGUAGCGGCUCCAAG
Perkinsus marinus ATCC 50983 is the source of this 173-nucleotide messenger RNA. RefSeq lists its product as hypothetical. The transcript has a single exon. Lineage: Eukaryota; Perkinsozoa; Perkinsida; Perkinsidae. The record is from RefSeq and is a predicted model, not a curated record. The annotation marks the transcript as partial.